Cavia porcellus (domestic guinea pig) is the source of this 12335-nucleotide messenger RNA. RefSeq names its product neurobeachin (gene Nbea). NCBI's taxonomy places the organism in Eukaryota, Metazoa, Chordata, Mammalia, Rodentia, Caviidae. The transcript has 59 exons. Bases 1828 to 10602 code for a protein of 2924 amino acids. The record is from RefSeq and is a predicted model, not a curated record. Gene Ontology annotation, molecular function: protein kinase binding. Gene Ontology annotation, biological process: intracellular protein localization. Gene Ontology annotation, cellular component: membrane; cytosol.
GAAACAAUUAUUAUAGAAAUGAAUAAAUAUUCUAGUAUGCACUUUUUUCUCUGUGUGCAUAGUUGCAUAUAUAUAUUGUUGUAUUACAAAUAUAUAAUUUUUGCAUUGCUCAAGCUGCUCAUACCUUGGGUUAUCCUUUUAUAUGCCAGUAAACCUCAUCCUUAGUAAUGGCAUUGACUUUAUAGCAUAAUUUAAAAACCGCAUAUCAUUGGGGAAAAAUUUGUUCUCCCUGCUGUGGUAAAAAUUGCCUAAAUAAUUCAUGAAAAUCAAUACAGCAACAAAUUAAAAUGUACUUUAUUGUCAGCAAGUUGUAACUGUUACUACAUAGUUGAAACCAUUAUUGAAAUAAAAGUAGGAGUUUGUUUUAGGAUUGGAUGGAGGUACCAUUUUCAACUUAUUUGCAUUAAUUGCUAGAAUGUGUUUCUUAAUGGAAUAAAAGCUUCUGGUAGCCUAUGAAACAAUAAGUGAUAGUACACUUUUAUAGAAAUCCAUGUAUUUCCUGACUUAUAAGUAAAUAUGUUGCAUUAGAACAUCUUACUUAGAUUGCUUCUUUGGGCAUUAGUUAUUAAGACACCAUAUUUUAAACAAACCUCUGAACUAAAUAGUAGAAAUCUGGAAUGUAAAUAUUUGAUAAAUUUUCAAAGUUCUAAAUUUCAGAUAUGGAAACUCAUGUCUAGAGCAGAUUCUGUUUUAAUCUCGAUUAUUUAGUUUUUAUGUUAACAUAUUGUAAGACAAUUUCUCAUCUCUGAAAUUGUAGUCUGGAAGUCAUAUUAGGCAGAGUGUCAUAUUAGGCAGAGUCUCUUGUGUUUCACUGGUUUAUUAGGGUUAGUAUAGUAAAUAUUACAGAUUGGGUAACUUAAAUACCAGAAGCUUCUUUUCUAACAAUUCUGGUAGGUAGAAAUCUAUCAUGGAGAUAUCUGUGGGGUUGUUUUCCUAUAAGCAUCUGUCUUUGACUUGCAGAUGACUAUAUUCUUCCUUUGUCUUCACAUAGUUCUUCCUCAGGUCUGUGUCCUAGUAUCUUAUAAGAACAUUAGUUACACUGGAUUAGGGCCUACUAAUAUGUUCUCAUUCUACCUUAAUUAUCAUUUAAAGUUUCUGUCUCCAAAUACAGUUCAUAUUCUGAUGUGUUGUGAUUAUAACUUAAUAGGAAUUUAGGGAGAUGUACUUCAGUCCAUACCAACUGGCCUUAACAAAAGUGAAGAAAAAAUAAAGAGUGAUGGUGAUAGAAAUAUAAGAUCUUUCAUUAGGAAAGUGUAAAAUUUCCUUUAAGUACAAUGCUGUUUUCCAUGUUGUAAACACAUUAUUUUCUUAUUUUGUAUUAUUUUGUCCUUUUCCCUGCUUCUACUUUUUCUUUUUUCUCCCUCAUGUUUUUAUUCUUAAUAUGCCUUCAUUUGCUUAUCAAAAAGCUUUACUCAUCACAAUAUGCCCAGUUUUGAUUCUUCUGUUAAUUACAUCUUUUCAAUGUCUGUUGCAAUACCUGUAGAAAACGAAGGUCUUCACUUUUCUUUAAUAAUAACAGUAAUAAUGAACCUCUGUUAAAGUUGUAUUAAAUAACAUGUAUUAUGCUGAAUGCUUUACUUGAAUUGACUCUCACAACAAGAAUGAGUUGAAUUUGAUAGUGUUUUGUAGGUGAGGAAAUUAAGACUAAAAGAAAAUGAAAUAAUUUUUCCAGGAUUUUAUAGCUAGUCAUUAUUGUUAGGCUUUAAACUGAAUGUAUAACUACUUUCCAGUCACUGGGACACAAAAGUCGAUACAACGUAAAGGAGGAGAGAAUUAAUUUGUUCAUGGUUUCAGUCCAUGAUUGGCUAGCUACAAGGCAAGUAUGUCAUGGCAGAAGGGAAUGGCAGAGGAAGCUGCUUAUACCAUUGGCAGCCACACCUGCAAGCAAAAUCAUCUGAACAUCUACUCCAUCUUGAAAUUAUAAGAACCAAAUUUAGUAGCAUGCUGGUUGGUGGAGAAUUUGAUUUGGAGAUGAACUUUAUUAUCCAGGAUGCUGAGAGUAUAACAUGUAUGACAGAGCUUUUGGAACACUGUGAUGUAACGUGUCAAGCAGAAAUAUGGAGCAUGUUUACAGCUAUUCUACGAAAAAGUGUUCGGAAUUUACAGACUAGCACAGAAGUUGGACUAAUUGAACAAGUAUUGCUGAAAAUGAGUGCUGUAGAUGACAUGAUAGCAGAUCUUCUAGUUGAUAUGUUGGGGGUUCUUGCCAGCUACAGCAUCACUGUCAAGGAGUUGAAGCUUUUGUUCAGCAUGCUUCGAGGAGAAAGUGGAAUCUGGCCAAGGCAUGCAGUAAAAUUAUUGUCAGUUCUUAAUCAGAUGCCACAAAGACAUGGUCCUGAUACUUUUUUCAAUUUCCCUGGUUGUAGUGCUGCGGCAAUUGCAUUGCCUCCUAUUGCAAAGUGGCCUUAUCAGAAUGGCUUCACACUAAAUACUUGGUUUCGUAUGGAUCCUUUGAAUAACAUAAAUGUUGAUAAGGAUAAACCUUAUCUUUAUUGUUUUCGGACUAGCAAAGGAGUUGGUUAUUCUGCACAUUUUGUUGGCAAUUGUUUAAUAGUUACAUCUCUGAAGUCUAAAGGAAAAGGUUUUCAGCACUGUGUGAAAUAUGAUUUUCAACCGCGGAAGUGGUAUAUGAUCAGCAUUGUCCACAUUUACAAUCGAUGGAGGAACAGUGAAAUUCGGUGUUAUGUUAAUGGACAACUGGUGUCUUACGGUGAUAUGGCUUGGCAUGUUAAUACAAAUGAUAGCUAUGACAAGUGCUUUCUUGGAUCGUCAGAAACUGCUGAUGCAAAUAGGGUAUUCUGUGGUCAACUUGGUGCUGUAUAUGUGUUCAGCGAAGCACUCAACCCAGCACAGAUAUUUGCAAUUCAUCAACUAGGACCUGGGUAUAAGAGUACCUUCAAGUUUAAAUCUGAAAGUGAUAUUCAUUUGGCAGAACAUCAUAAACAGGUUCUGUAUGAUGGGAAACUUGCAAGUAGUAUUGCCUUUACAUACAAUGCAAAGGCCACUGAUGCACAGCUCUGCCUGGAAUCAUCACCAAAGGAAAAUGCAUCCAUUUUUGUGCAUUCCCCACAUGCUCUCAUGCUCCAGGAUGUGAAAGCUAUAGUAACACAUUCAAUUCAUAGUGCAAUUCACUCAAUUGGAGGAAUUCAAGUGCUUUUUCCACUUUUUGCUCAACUGGACAAUCGACAACUCAAUGACAGUCAAGUGGAAACAACUGUCUGUGCUACUCUUUUGGCAUUCCUGGUUGAACUACUUAAAAGUUCAGUAGCCAUGCAAGAACAGAUGCUGGGUGGAAAAGGAUUUUUAGUCAUUGGCUACUUACUAGAAAAGUCAUCAAGAGUUCACAUAACUAGAGCGGUCUUAGAGCAAUUUUUAUCCUUUGCAAAAUAUCUUGAUGGUUUAUCUCACGGAGCACCUUUGCUGAAGCAACUUUGUGAUCACAUUUUAUUCAACCCGGCCAUUUGGAUACACACACCUGCAAAGGUUCAACUUUCUCUAUAUACUUACUUGUCUGCUGAGUUUAUUGGAACAGCUACAAUCUACACUACCAUACGCAGAGUAGGAACAGUAUUACAGCUAAUGCACACACUAAAAUAUUACUACUGGGUUAUUAAUCCUGCUGACAGUAGUGGCAUUACACCUAAAGGAUUAGAUGGUCCCCGGCCAUCACAAAAAGAAAUUAUUUCACUACGGGCAUUUAUGCUGCUUUUUCUGAAACAACUCAUCCUAAAGGAUCGAGGAGUGAAGGAAGAUGAACUUCAGAGCAUAUUAAAUUACCUGCUUACAAUGCAUGAGGAUGAAAAUAUUCAUGAUGUGUUACAAUUAUUAGUGGCUUUAAUGUCAGAACACCCAGCCUCAAUGAUACCAGCUUUUGAUCAAAGGAAUGGAAUAAGGGUGAUCUACAAAUUACUGGCUUCUAAAAGUGAAAGUAUCUGGGUUCAAGCUCUGAAGGUGCUGGGAUACUUUCUGAAGCAUUUAGGUCACAAGAGAAAAGUUGAAAUCAUGCACACCCAUAGUCUUUUUACUCUUCUUGGAGAAAGGCUGAUGUUACAUACAAACACUGUGACUGUCACCACAUACAACACACUUUAUGAGAUCUUGACAGAGCAAGUGUGUACUCAAGUUGUACAUAAACCUCAUCCAGAGCCAGAUUCUACUGUGAAAAUUCAGAAUCCGAUGAUUCUUAAGGUGGUGGCAACUUUAUUAAAAAACUCUACACCAAGUGCAGAAUUGAUGGAAGUUCGCCGUUUAUUUUUAUCUGAUAUGAUAAAACUUUUCAGUAAUAGCCGUGAAAAUAGAAGAUGUUUAUUGCAGUGUUCAGUAUGGCAAGAUUGGAUGUUUUCUCUUGGCUAUAUUAAUCCUAAAAAUACUGAGGAGCAGAAGAUCACUGAGAUGGUUUAUAAUAUCUUCCGAAUUCUUUUGUAUCAUGCAAUAAAAUAUGAAUGGGGAGGCUGGAGAGUCUGGGUAGACACCCUCUCCAUAGCACAUUCCAAGGUCACUUAUGAAGCCCAUAAGGAGUACCUAGCCAAAAUGUAUGAAGAAUAUCAAAGACAAGAGGAAGAAAACAUUAAAAAGGGAAAAAAGGGGAAUGUGAGCACCAUUUCUGGACUUUCAUCGCAGGCAACAGGAGCAAAAGGAGGAAUGGAAAUCCGAGAGAUAGAAGAUCUUUCCCAAAGCCAGAGCCCAGAAAGUGAGACAGAUUACCCGGUUAGCACAGACACACGAGACUUGCUCAUGUCAACAAAAGUGUCAGAUGAUAUUCUUGGGAAUUCAGAUAGGCCUGGAAGUGGUGUACAUGUAGAAGUGCAUGAUCUUCUAGUUGAUAUAAAGGCAGAGAAAGUGGAAGCAACGGAAGUAAAGCUGGAUGACAUGGAUUUGUCACCAGAGACUUUAGUGGGUGGAGAAAAUGGUGCCCUUGUGGAGGUUGAAUCUUUGUUGGAUAAUGUAUAUAGUGCUGCUGUUGAGAAACUACAGAACACUGUACAUGGAAGUGUUGGUAUCAUUAAGAAAAAUGAGGACAAGGAUAAUGGUCCAUUGAUAACAUUAGCAGAUGACAAAGAGGAGCUUUCCAAUAAUAGUGCAUCAUUUCUCUUUGAGAAAAUACCCAAACAGGAAGAGAAACUCCUUCCUGAACUUCCUAGCAAUCACAUCAUUCCAAAUAUUCAGGACACACAAGUGCACCUUAGUGUUAGUGACGAUCUUGGGUUGCUUGCUCAUAUGACUGGGAGUGUAGACUUAACUUGCACAUCAAGUAUAAUAGAGGAAAAAGAGUUCAAAAUCCAUACAACUUCUGAUGGAAUGAGCAGUAUAUCAGAAAGAGACUUAGCAUCAUCAGCUAAGGGGUUAGAAUAUGCUGAAAUGACGACUACAACUCUGGAAACGGAAUCUUCUGGCAGCAAAAUUGUACCAAAUAUUGAUGCAGGAAGUAUAAUUUCAGAUACUGAGAGAUCUGACGAUGGCAAAGAAUCAGGAAAAGAAAUCCGAAAAAUCCAGACCACUGCUACAACACAAGCUGUUCAGGGUCGGUCUAUCACACAACAGGACCGAGAUCUCAGAGUGGAUUUAGGGUUUCGGGGAAUGCCUAUGACUGAGGAACAGCGUCGCCAGUUCAGCCCAGGUCCGAGAACUACAAUGUUUCGGAUUCCGGAGUUUAAAUGGUCUCCAAUGCACCAGCGGCUUCUCACUGAUUUGCUGUUUGCAUUAGAAACCGAUGUACAUGUUUGGAGAAGCCAUUCUACAAAAUCUGUGAUGGAUUUUGUCAAUAGCAAUGAAAAUAUUAUUUUUGUACAUAACACAAUUCACCUCAUUUCCCAAAUGGUAGACAACAUCAUCAUUGCUUGCGGAGGAAUUCUACCUUUGCUGUCUGCAGCUACAUCACCGACUACGGAAUUGGAGAAUAUAGAAGUGACACAAGGCAUGUCAGCAGAGACAGCAGUUACUUUUCUCAGCCGACUGAUGGCCAUGGUUGAUGUACUUGUAUUUGCCAGUUCUCUAAAUUUUAGUGAGAUUGAAGCUGAAAAAAACAUGUCUUCUGGAGGUUUAAUGCGACAGUGCCUAAGACUAGUUUGUUGUGUAGCUGUGAGAAAUUGUUUAGAAUGUCGACAAAGACAGAGAGACAGGGGAAACAAAUCUUCCCAUGGAAGCAGUAAACCUCAGGAAGCUCCCCAAAGUGUGACUGCCUCAACUGCAUCAAAGGCUCCCUUGGAAAAUGUUCCCAGUAAUCUUUCUCCUAUUAAAGAUCCCGAUAGACUUCUUCAGGAUGUUGAUAUCAAUCGCUUGCGUGCUGUUGUCUUUCGGGAUGUGGACGAUAGCAAGCAAGCGCAGUUCUUAGCUCUGGCUGUUGUUUACUUCAUUUCUGUUCUGAUGGUUUCUAAGUAUCGUGACAUAUUAGAACCCCAGAGAGAAACAGCAAGAACUGGAAGCCAAGCAGGAAGAAACAUCAGACAAGAAAUCAAUUCUCCAACUAGUACAGUUGUGGUCAUACCAUCUAUCCCUCAUCCAAGUUUGAACCAUGGAUUCCUUGCGAAGUUAAUUCCUGAGCAGAGCUUUGCACACUCAUUUUACAAAGAAACACCUGCUGCAUUUCCAGAUACUAUAAAGGAAAAAGAACCUUCAGCCCCUGGUGAAGAUAUUCAUCUAGAAAGUUCAAUUCCUCAUACAGACUCAGGAAUUGGUGAGGAACAAGUGGCUAGCAUCCUGAAUGGGGCAGAAUUAGAGACUCCUGCAGGUCCUGACGCCAUGAGUGAACUGUUAUCCACUUUGUCAUCUGAAGUGAAGAAAUCACAAGAGAGCUUAACUGAAAAUCCCAAUGAAAUGUUGAAACCUGCACCUUCCAUAUCUAGUAUUAGUCAAACCAAAGGCAUCAAUGUCAAGGAAAUACUGAAAAGUCUUGUGGCUGCUCCUGUUGAAAUUGCAGAAUGUGGUCCUGAACCGAUCCCAUAUCCAGAUCCAGCAUUGAAAAGAGAAGCACACACUAUUCUUCCUAUGCAGUUUCAUUCCUUUGACAGGAGUGUUGUGGUGCCUGUAAAGAAGCCACCUCCAGGUAGUUUAGCUGUAACCACUGUGGGAGCUGCCACUACAGGAAGUGGGCUGCCAACAGGCAGCACCUCUAAUAUAUUUGCUGCCACUGGAGCUACACCAAAAAGUAUGAUUAAUACAACAGGUGCCGUGGAUUCAGGGUCCUCCUCCUCUUCCUCCUCUUCUAGUUUUGUGAAUGGUGCUACCAGCAAAAACCUUCCAGCUGUACAAACUGUUGCUCCAAUGCCAGAAGAUUCAGCUGAAAACAUGAGCAUCACUGCAAAACUUGAAAGAGCUUUAGAAAAAGUUGCUCCUCUUCUUCGUGAAAUUUUUGUAGACUUUGCCCCAUUCCUAUCUCGUACACUUCUUGGCAGUCAUGGACAAGAGCUAUUGAUAGAAGGCCUUGUCUGUAUGAAGUCCAGCACAUCCGUGGUUGAGCUUGUUAUGCUGCUUUGCUCUCAGGAAUGGCAAAAUUCUAUUCAGAAGAAUGCAGGACUUGCAUUUAUUGAACUCAUCAAUGAAGGAAGAUUACUGUGCCAUGCUAUGAAGGACCAUAUAGUUCGUGUUGCAAAUGAGGCUGAGUUUAUUUUGAACAGACAGAGAGCUGAGGAUGUACAUAAACAUGCAGAGUUCGAGUCUCAGUGUGCACAAUAUGCUGCUGAUAGAAGAGAGGAAGAAAAGAUGUGUGACCAUCUUAUUAGUGCUGCUAAGCAUCGGGACCAUGUGACAGCAAAUCAACUCAAACAAAAGAUCCUCAAUAUUCUAACGAACAAACAUGGUGCUUGGGGAGCAGUUUCUCAUAGGUGCACUUCAGAUAAAUACGGCACAGGUCUGAAAGAGCUCUUCUUGACACCAAAAUUCCAAUUGCAUGAUUUCUGGCGUUUGGAUUACUGGGAAGAUGAUCUUCGUCGAAGGAGACGAUUCGUUCGUAAUGCCUUUGGCUCCACUCAUGCCGAAGCGCUGCUGAAAGCUGCUAUAGAAUAUGGCACUGAAGAAGAUGUGGUAAAGUCAAAAAAAGCUUUCAGAAGUCAAGCAAUAGUGAACCAAAAUGCAGAAACUGAACUCAUGCUGGAAGGUGACGAUGAUGCAGUCAGUCUGCUCCAGGAGAAAGAAAUCGACAAUCUUGCAGGCCCAGUGGUACUCAGUACCCCAGCCCAACUCAUUGCUCCUGUGGUAGUGGCCAAGGGGACUCUCUCCAUCACCACGACAGAAAUCUACUUUGAGGUAGAUGAGGAUGAUCCUGCCUUCAAGAAGAUCGACACAAAAGUUCUUGCAUACACUGAGGGACUUCACGGAAAAUGGAUGUUCAGUGAGAUACGCGCUGUAUUUUCAAGACGUUAUCUCCUUCAAAACACUGCUCUGGAAGUAUUUAUGGCAAAUCGCACCUCGGUUAUGUUUAAUUUCCCUGAUCAAGCAACAGUAAAAAAAGUUGUUUAUAGCUUGCCUCGAGUUGGAGUUGGGACCAGCUAUGGACUGCCACAAGCAAGGAGGAUAUCAUUGGCCACUCCUCGGCAGCUUUAUAAAUCUUCCAAUAUGACUCAGCGCUGGCAAAGGAGAGAAAUUUCAAACUUUGAAUAUUUGAUGUUUCUCAAUACGAUAGCAGGACGGACAUAUAAUGAUCUGAACCAAUAUCCCGUGUUUCCCUGGGUGUUAACAAACUAUGAAUCAGAAGAACUGGACCUGACUCUUCCAGGAAACUUCAGGGAUUUGUCAAAGCCAAUUGGUGCUUUGAAUCCAAAAAGAGCCGUGUUUUAUGCAGAGCGCUAUGAGACCUGGGAAGAUGAGCAGAGCCCGCCCUACCACUAUAAUACGCAUUACUCAACAGGGACAUCUACCUUAUCGUGGCUUGUUCGAAUUGAACCUUUCACAACCUUCUUCCUCAAUGCGAAUGAUGGAAAAUUUGAUCAUCCAGAUCGAACCUUCUCAUCCAUUGCAAGAUCUUGGAGAACUAGUCAGAGGGAUACUUCUGACGUAAAGGAACUAAUUCCAGAGUUCUACUACCUGCCAGAGAUGUUUGUCAACAGUAAUGGAUAUCAUCUUGGUGUCAGAGAAGAUGAAGUAGUGGUAAAUGAUGUUGAUCUUCCCCCUUGGGCAAAAAAACCUGAAGACUUUGUACGAAUCAACAGGAUGGCCCUGGAAAGCGAAUUUGUUUCUUGCCAACUCCAUCAGUGGAUUGACCUCAUAUUUGGCUACAAACAGCGAGGACCAGAAGCAGUCCGUGCUCUGAAUGUUUUCCACUACUUGACAUAUGAAGGCUCUGUGAACCUGGAUAGUAUCACUGAUCCUGUGCUCAGAGAGAUUCCAGAAGUUUAUUUCAUUAGAGAUUCCCAUACUUUCCUCCUCACAAUGGACUUUAUUAAGGCCAUGGAGGCACAGAUACAGAACUUUGGACAGACGCCAUCUCAGUUGCUUAUUGAGCCACAUCCACCUCGGAGCUCUGCCAUGCACCUGUGUUUCCUUCCACAGAGCCCACUCAUGUUUAAAGAUCAGAUGCAGCAGGACGUGAUAAUGGUGCUCAAGUUUCCAUCCAACUCUCCGGUAACCCACGUGGCUGCCAACACACUCCCCCACCUGACCAUCCCUGCAGUGGUGACGGUGACUUGCAGCAGACUGUUUGCAGUGAACAGGUGGCACAACACAGUAGGUCUCAGAGGAGCUCCAGGAUACUCCUUGGAUCAAGCCCAUCAUCUUCCCAUUGAAAUGGACCCAUUAAUUGCCAAUAACUCUGGUGUGAACAAACGGCAGAUCACAGACCUUGUGGACCAGAGUAUACAGAUCAAUGCGCAUUGUUUUGUGGUCACAGCAGAUAAUCGGUAUAUUCUUAUCUGUGGAUUCUGGGACAAGAGCUUCAGAGUUUAUUCUACAGAAACAGGAAAAUUGACUCAGAUCGUGUUUGGUCACUGGGAUGUGGUGACAUGCUUGGCCAGGUCUGAGUCCUACAUCGGUGGGGACUGCUACAUCGUGUCUGGGUCUCGGGACGCCACCUUGCUUCUCUGGUACUGGAGUGGACGGCACCAUAUCAUAGGAGACAACCCCAACAGCAGUGACUAUCCUGCGCCAAGAGCCGUCCUCACAGGCCACGACCAUGAAGUUGUCUGUGUUUCUGUCUGUGCAGAACUUGGACUUGUUAUCAGUGGUGCUAAAGAGGGCCCCUGCCUUGUUCACACCAUCACUGGAGAUUUGCUGAGAGCCCUCGAAGGGCCAGAAAACUGCUUGUUCCCACGCUUGAUUUCCGUAUCCAGUGAGGGUCACUGUAUCAUUUACUAUGAGCGAGGGCGGUUCAGCAAUUUCAGCAUUAAUGGGAAGCUUUUGGCCCAAAUGGAGAUCAAUGAUUCAACAAAGGCCAUUCUCCUGAGCAGCGAUGGCCAGAACCUGGUGACGGGAGGGGACAAUGGUGUGGUGGAGGUCUGGCAGGCUUGUGACUUCAAGCAGCUGUACAUUUACCCUGGAUGUGAUGCUGGCAUUCGAGCGAUGGACUUGUCCCACGACCAGAGGACUCUGAUUACUGGCAUGGCUUCUGGUAGCAUUGUAGCUUUCAAUAUAGAUUUUAAUCGGUGGCAUUACGAGCAUCAGAACAGAUACUGAAGUGAAAUGAAGAAUCGGAAGCCAAGUUCAAGCUGAGAGCACAAGAGCUGCAUGGAAAGGCAGUGUCUGGUGGAAACACUCGUCUCCAUUCACCUCUGUUUGUACCUUCCAUCACACCCAGCAAUAGCUGUACAUUGUAGUCAGCAGCCAUUUUACUUUGUGUAUUUUUUCAGAACUGAACACGAGCUGCUAUCAAGCAAGCUUAUAUCAUGUAAAUUGUAUGAAUUAGGAGAUGUUUUGGUAAUUAUUUCAUAUAUCGUUGUUUCUUAAGAAAAGGUUAUAGGAUGUGUCACAAGAGACUUCUGACAAAUCUGAGGAACCUUGUGUCCAGUUAUUAAGCUUUGAACCUAACCUGCAUCCCAUUUCCAGCCUCUUUUCAAGCUGAGAAAAAUAAAAAUAAAAACACGUUUGAUACUUUGUACAUCAGAUGCAUCUUAUUUAAAGGGAUACUUUUGUAAAAGUAAAACCUUGUAUAAAGAACAAAAUGUUUCUUAAUUUUAUUGUGGAGUUACCACUUGCAUGUUCUUUACUCCUGAUGUCUAGAUGGAACAGUGCAUUCACACUACGAAGCAGAAAGACCUGUCCAAGGACACAGCUUGUAGGAAAGGGUGGAAUUGGGGCUCAAUCAAUACUUUUUAUAUUUUCACCAAAAUAUGGUUUGCACUUUUUAAUUUAAGUUCAUCCCUUCUAAGUGAAAUUUGCUCAUAAGUCAUUUGGAUAGUAAGCCAUUAUUUGCCAUUUUUGGUACUUUACACAAAGAAAAUUCAGCCCUACCCUUUAUAAUUUGAAGACACAGCAGAAAGGGGGCUUAGGGAUGAGGUCCUGGUUUCGACUGUAAAAACAGGAGUCAUGAUCACUAGUUCCAUGGUAAAGACUUCCCCACAUGUCUCUUGCAGAGUCAUCCCGCUGGCUUUGUUUAUAUGCAUUAGAGGAGGAGAAAGAUGCUCACAUUUUUUUCUUCUUUGGUUUUUGAAUAGCUUAGGUUUCUUUAGUAAAAGUUCAGACAUUAUUACAAGAAUAAAUGAAGUUAUUCUUUUAGGUUCUUGUGAAAUUCUCACCUAAAGCCACAUUCUUAGCCUAAGGCAUUUCAUCUUUUAUGAUAUAAAAUGAUGGCUGUCAAAUGAUUUUCCAUACAUUGUACUGAUCAAGUAAUACACCCAGGGGUAUAUACACUUUAUUCAUGUUUCUUCUUUGUAUAUUUGGUGACUGUAUCGUCAUAGAUGUACAUAUUGUGUCGGUAGGGCUAUGAGGCAUGUUACAGGAAUGUAAUUUUCUCAGAAUUUACACUCACUUGCAGUCAUUUAUUUAAAAAGAUAAAACAAAAUAAUGGGUUCUUUGUAUUGACACUUUGCACCAGAAACAUAUCAUUAUUUAUUGAUGUGAUUAUGAUUACUUAUUUGUUAUCCACCUUGUACUAGUAAGUUUAGCACUGAAUUAUUCCUUCUUCAUUGUUGUUUGUAUUUAUGAAAUUCUGAAAUUAUGGGGAAUCAGUGUAACGAUUAAGUUAUUCAUCACCAGGCUGUAAGCAAUAUCUUGAGUUUGUAGCUUAGAAUUGGGAGGAUACUGAACAUCUGGAAGACAAGUUCAUUUCAUCUUGAGAUCAUGGUGAAAUAUUUUGGAUAUAUAAAUUCCUUAAGCUAUUGUAACCAUGUUUUCUUGCAAAGAUGUAAAAUAUGCCAGAUGUGUGUGAGUUGGAAAUCAAAAAAAGAAAAAUAAAAUAUGCAAAGAAUUCA